CCGACCCUUUCCUUUUCCAAUUCGGAGUCUGAGCUUCUUACUCUGAAAUCUGUGUGGGUCUUGCGUUUCAUAAGGGAUUUCCAAUUGCACUCGCUUCGCUUAGAUCACUCUUAGUUUCUGCGUUAUAUCCGUCUCUUUCUGGGUUUUGCGCUUCAGAAUUGCAGCUAUGGGUUGCGAUUCUAAAAGAAGGCGUAGAGAGGAUGUGGGUGACACAACGAUUUCAUCAUCCAAGAAGCAAAAGCUGAUGCCGAUGACAGGUUUGGAGCAGACCCAAAAGCUUCUUUGUUGCGGGAUCUUGCAGGAGCUAAUUGAUCACCGUCAUGGCUCUGUGGCUGUUCGAAUCCCUGAUUCUCAGGAGGUUCGAAGGCCUAUGGAUCUGUCCACCGUCAAAUCCAAGUUGGAGAGAGACAACUACUCCAGUAUUGAUGCCUUUGUGGCCGAUGUCAAGCUUACCUUCCAAAACGCGUCAUGGUAUUACUCUCUUGGAGAAAAACAGCGUGCAAUGGCCAAGAAUCUUGGUAAGGUUUUUGAGGCUAAGUGGAAAUUACGGUUUCCUGAAACUAGGUGUUCAACCUUGAAAGCUUCUUGUGCUAGUUUGGAUAGGUCUGUGUCUGCUAUUAGUCGUGUGAGUCCAUUAAGUCUUCAACAACUCAACAACAACAACAAAAGAGGGGCCAAGAGGUCAUCCAGAAACCUUGACGAAGAGAAGGGUUCUGCUUCUGCUAUCACUUGUGCAGUGGAUAAAGAUAAGGAACACCGAAUCAAGCGCGGCCUUGACCAAGAGAAGGGUUCUGCUUCUGCUAUCACUUGUGCAGUGAAUAAAUAUAAGGAGCUCCGAAUCAAACGGCUAAGGGAACAGGCUCGUAAGGAAAUUUUGAGGGUUGAAGAGGCUGCUCGAUUGAAAGUCGAGAAUCCUUUACAAGAUCUUCAACAACUCAACUUGUUGUGCAGUGGUGGCAUCAAACAGGAUUCUUGUUACAGGGUGUAUCGUUGGUUGACACUUGACAAGUUGGGCAUCUAUUUGAAGAGGGAUGAACUUGAACAUGUUUAUGAAGAGGAUGAAUUUCGCAUUGGAGAUUGGGAAGAAGAUGGAGAACAGAGUCCACAAACAACAAAAUAUUACAUCCACAUAUGGUGGCAUAUCAUCAUCAUCAAGUACAUACUGCUACGUAGCAAAAUUUAUUCUAUGUACAAAAAUUCAUGUAAUCGUGACAGAAACUUUGACUGUUAUCAAAAUGAGAUUUCUGCUUUUUGCUCCCUUUGACUGUUAUCAAAAUGAGUGCUGAAAAUCUGUGUAUGAUCUGUUAAUCUUUCAAUUGCAUAUUUGGCUGGAUAUUCUUA
Molecule: messenger RNA, 1341 nt
Organism: Rosa chinensis
Lineage: Eukaryota; Viridiplantae; Streptophyta; Magnoliopsida; Rosales; Rosaceae
Product: bromodomain-containing protein 2-like
Exons: 2
Coding region: 167-1264 (365 amino acids)
Molecular function (GO): protein binding
Source: RefSeq, a predicted model, not a curated record